This is a messenger RNA of Paramormyrops kingsleyae, 3431 nucleotides long. The record is from RefSeq and is a predicted model, not a curated record. NCBI's taxonomy places the organism in Eukaryota, Metazoa, Chordata, Actinopteri, Osteoglossiformes, Mormyridae.
AAUACGCGCCUGCGCAAGCUGUUUAAAGUGGAAGCCGACAUGGCGGACGGAGAGUGAGGCGUUCGCGGUGGCUACCAGAUUCCUGUCAACUGUCCGUUUUUUCUGAAGCACACUAGGGCCGAGAAGAAAUAACGUUCAAAAUGUCUCGACACAGAAAUGUCCGCGCUUAUAACUACGACGAAGACUUUGAAGAUGACGAUGUAUACGGGCACUCUGUGGACGAUGACUACUGUAUAUCACCGGCUACAGCUGCCCAGUUCAUCUACUCUCGGCAUGACAAGCAGGCAAGCUGUGUGGAAACCCUAGAGGAGGAAGAGUAUGAGGCUGAGGAGGAGACGCCCACGUCACCCAGUCUGAGUCACAACCUCAAUCCCCUGGACCAAGGGAGGUUGUACUCCUGCCUGGAUCAGAUGCGCACAGUCCUGGGGGACUCCACCCCAGAGUCGGUCCUUGUUCAAGCUGCUCUCAAAGUGGACUUUGACCCACAGCGUGCCCUUGACCUGGUGCUGUCUGAUGAAGGAAAAGACCGUGUCGUCCCACGGAACCAACCAGAAGCACCGUCUCCUGCUUCCAAGCCUGACCGAGACGCCUUAUUCUCUUCAUUACAGACUGAACCCCUUGAGCAGAAACAAACGUUCAAUAAACCUGCCCAGCCCUCCGGGGACAUUUACAGUCUUAGUCAGCUCUUAGCACAGCCUGACAUGAAGCCAGGUCUUCGGCGGAGCACAGCUUCCCAAAGAGAGUCCCAGGUAGGAGAAAAGGCACCUCGGCGGCUGGCUGACUGUUUCCAGGAAUCUUUAGGUAGAGCACGAGAGCCCCUGGGAAGCCAGCUGGAUGCUGAGGUGCUCCCCAAAGUGGCCCGCAUGACCGUGUCCGGCAAAAAGCAAACCAUGGGCUUUGACGUCCCAAACCCUGAGGACACUGGUGCCCCGGGGUCAUUGGUAAGCAAGGGCAUGGCGGCUGAGGACAGCCCUGGGUUGGUGUACCCCGACACCCCGGUUAAGACGGCACCCCCCUCGGCUUCAGCGGCGGGCGAGGAGCCCACUGUGCCCACGCCCAGCAAGACCCCUGGCAAGGCCAAGCAGCAGUUGAACGUGAAGGCGGAGCUGGAGAAGCGCCAGGGCGGGAAGCCGCUGCUCAACCUGGUUGUCAUUGGUCAUGUGGACGCGGGCAAGAGCACUCUGAUGGGCCACCUGCUGUACCUCUUGGGCAAUGUCAACAAGCGAACCAUGCACAAGUACGAGCAGGAGUCCAAAAAGGCCGGGAAGGCCUCAUUCGCCUAUGCCUGGGUCCUGGACGAGACGGGGGAAGAGAGAGACAGGGGCGUGACCAUGGAUGUGGGCAUGACUAAGUUUGAAACCCCGACGAAGGUGAUCACGCUCAUGGACGCCCCCGGCCACAAGGACUUCAUUCCCAAUAUGAUCACUGGAGCAGCGCAGGCGGAUGUGGCGCUUCUGGUGGUGGACGCCAGCCGUGGGGAGUUCGAGGCUGGCUUUGAAGCGGGCGGCCAGACACGGGAGCACGGCCUGUUGGUGCGCUCGCUCGGAGUCACCCAGCUGGCCGUGGCUAUCAAUAAGAUGGACCAGGUGACCUGGCAGCAAGAACGCUUCCAGGAGAUUGUUACCAAGCUUGGGCACUUCCUGAAGCAGGCGGGCUUCAAGGACUCGGACGUGUCCUACAUCCCCACCAGUGGCCUGUCUGGGGAGAACAUGUCUGUGAGGAGCACACUGCCCCAGCUCACGGCCUGGUACCAGGGGCCCUGCCUUCUGGAGCAGAUCGAUGCCUUCCGGCCGCCCCCACGCUGCGUGGAAAAGCCUUUCCGGCUCUGCGUCUCGGACGUUUUCAAAGAUCAGGGCUCCGGCUUCUGCGUCACCGGCAAGGUGGAGGCUGGCUACGUCCAGGCUGGUGACCGUGUGUUGGUGAUGCCUCCCAACGAGACCUGCACCAUCAAGGGUAUUGCUCUGCAUGAGGAGCCAAUCGAAUGGGCGGCCGCCGGGGAUCAUGUCAGCCUUACCGUGACUGGCAUGGAUAUCAUCAAAAUCAAUGUGGGCUGUGUCUUCUGUGACCUCAAGGAGCCGAUCAGAGCCUGCUCCCGAUUCCGGGCCAGAAUCCUGCUCUUCAAUAUUGAGGUCCCCAUUACCCAAGGGUUUCCAGUGUUACUGCACUACCAGACGGUCAGUGAGCCGGCUACUAUCAGGAAACUUGUGAGCGUCCUUCACAAAAGCAGUGGGGAAGUACUCAAGAAGAAACCAAAAUGCCUUAACAAGGGGCAGAAUGCUAUAGUGGAGAUACAGACCCAGAGACCUGUGGCACUUGAGCUCUACAAGGACUUCAAGGAACUGGGUCGCUUCAUGCUGCGCUACGUUGGGUCCACAAUAGCUGCAGGGGUUGUGACCGAGAUCAAAGAGUGAAGAUCAGUUUCCAUCUCAAGAGACAGAUGGAUUGCAGAAAAGUGCUGCACCUUUAUCUCACCAGACUGGCAGAAAAGUUUCACCCAUUUUUCGUCUUAUGAAAAGACGCGUCGCAAAACAAAGGCUCCAGAGCUUACACAUAACCUUCAGGACAACAGCCUGCAGAAGGUCCCCUCAUCAUUCAGCAGAUCUGUAUCUGUCCGGCCUAUGCUGUCUCCGCCGCUCCUGGUCGGCACUCUCAGCGGUCAGCCUGCUGCUUCCAUUCCCCCUCAGACAAUAUAAACAACAGCAACAACAUACCUGACAAUCCAGGGACUCUCAUAUGUAGCUUAAAAGUUGUAAUUUUGAGGUCAUUUUCAAAACCUAAUGUUACCUGCAUAAUCUCAAGCACAUGCAAAUGUAGGUUGAGUAUAUCUAUUUCAGCUGCAUAUGAAAAACACUUGAAUUAAGAACUACAAAGGUAAAUCUAUAACAAUAUCUGAGGGGGUUGGCUAUUCAAAUAGUAAUAUUAAAGUCUAGGAAUAAAUAUAAAUUGUUGCCAUUUUUGGCAUUCCAGUUGAACCUGUUUGUGAACAGGUUUGCUUGUGCUUUUUUGGAAUGGCUUAGUGAAUUUGGUCUUCUAGCUCUGUUAAUUUACCACAAAUUAAAUGACAAAUAUGGUCAAUUAAAUAUGCCCAAAGAACUAAUAGCUAAGGACAUGGUUAAGUAGACCAUGUGUCUUCAAAGAUUUCAAUUCAGUGGUUUCCCAAUGAUAAAUGCUGUGAAAAUGAAUUCCUGAAGUGAACCAUGGUCAUGCUUCGUGUCCUGGACAGGAGUGGGUAAUGGGGACCUUUUAUCACCCAGUUAGUCAAUCUUAAUGGUCCUGAUUUACAGUCCUUAACUUCUGUCUGAUGCCCACAGCAGCGGCAGGCCGCCCAAUCCAUUCCCAGCAUCCUGUAGUGCCAUAGGAAACAUAGAUGUCCAAGAACUGAAGUGGUUCUGCCAAGAAGACCAGUUUCAAUUAAAUUUGAUGUAAAACUA